CUUUGCAGGAGAAUUCCGUUAUGCAAGACUUUCAUCCGAGACUGAUUCCGAGAAGAUUCGUUUUCUACGCUUAAUUCAAACCUAAUAGCGGUUUUGGUCCUUUAUCAUGGAGCUCAGUGAAGGACCACCUGUGCCAUCAAAAAGAAGAAGGAUCCCAAACAUAAACCUUUUAAUGGCUAUGUUUGCCGCUUGCAUCGGAGGGACCUUCCAGUAUGGAUAUAACGUCUCUGUUAUCAAUGCACCGACCAAGUAUGUGCAAGAUUUCAUCAACCAAACUUGGAUCGAGCGCUACCAAAUUCACGUUUCGUCUGGAGUUCUCACUUUAAUGUGGUCAACUAUUGUGUCUGUGUUUACCCUUGGAGGGCUAAUAGGAGUGUCAGUUGGGGGAACGCUGUCUAUAAAGCUGGGAAGGAAAGGGACAUUGUUGGUCAAUAAUGUUCUUGCCAUGUUGGCUGCCAUGACGAUGGGUCUGAGUUACCCAACAGGACUAUAUGAACUACUCAUCAUCGGACGUCUUCUCAUCGGAUUAAAUGCAGGAAUUGGCCUUUGUGUUCAACCUUUGUACUUAGUGGAGAUUGCUCCAACAUCUAUUCGUGGCUUCAUGGGAAUGGGAACCUCUUUUUUUGUGACGGGCGGGAUCCUUACUGGACAAGUCAUGGGCCUCAACGAACUGCUGGGUAGAGAAGAGUACUGGCCCAUCCUGCUUUCCACUACAUGCAUCCCAGCAGUGCUGCAGCUCAUAUUUCUACCCUGGUUCCCAGAGAGUCCACGCUUCCUGCUCAUUGACAGAGGAGAUUAUGAAGGAUGCAGAAAAGCACUUAGGCAGCUCCACAGUGCAGCUGAUUUUGAUGGUGAAAUGGAGGACAUGGAGAAGGAAAAGAACAACCUGGACAAGGAAGGACUCAAGGCUAAGAAGCCAUGGGAGCUGUUUGCAGACCGAAGCAUACGUUGGCAGCUUCUUACUAUUGUGCUUCUCAAUUCAGCCCAGCAGCUGAACGGAAUCAACGCUAUUUACUUCUAUGCAGAUUAUGUGUUUGCACAAGCAGGAAUUCCCAAUGAAAAAAUACCAUAUGCAACAGUUGGCACUGGUGCCUGUGAAUGCAUCACUGCUUUGACCUGUGGUUUGCUCAUUGAGCAGCUGGGACGCAAAGUGCUGAUUACCGGAGGAUACACGCUCAUGACUAUCUGCUGCAUUUUGUUCACUCUGACCAUUACGUUUCAGGAUGUCAGUCCAUUGUUUCCUUACCUCAGCAUGGCAUGUGUUUUUGCUUUUAUUCUGAGUUUUGGAUUAGGGCCAGGUGGCGUGACUAAUAUUUUGACCAUGGAGCUGUUUACGCAAAAUGCGCGGCCUGCAGCUUACAUGAUUGCAGGAUCCAUGAAUUGGAUUAGCUUCUUCUUCAUCGGCAUGGUUUUCCCUUUUAUUGUGAUUGGACUGGGGCAGUACUGUUUCCUGGUGUUCAUGGCCAUCUGCACCCUGGUGGCACUUUAUAUAUUCUUUAUCAUUCCUGAAACCAAGAACAAAACUUUUCUGGAAAUCCAGAAUGAGUUUAAAUCUGGGGAAAAAAAGAUGAAGAUGGCCCAUGGCACAGAUGGCUCUGGUAUGACGCUGUUGGCAACCUCAAUGUGACAUGAACUGUAUCUCAUGACUCUUGGGGGAAGAACACUUUUUUUCAUUUUUUCAUAGCCUUGCUUGAAUUGUAAUAUAAAAUUCAACUUUUUGUUACUGGAAUGUGUUUUCUCUGCAGUUUCAAUAAAUAUACUAAGGUACUCAAAUAAAGUUCUCCUUUUCAAAACCAGUCAUUAAAGCUGUACAGAGAUCUUAAAUUAUUUUUUUAACUUGUACUUACUGGAAAGAAAGUCGAAACCUGUAUCUGCACUUUAUAUGAAAAGGAAGCAAAACAUCACAUUAUUCUACAUACUGUAUGACACACAUUAUAUGAGAGGCCCAUACAUUUUUUAGGGCCCUAAAUCCCAUCUACUGACCCUGGAGACCACCAAAACCUGGGGGAUUGAAGUUGGAUGAGAGGACAUAACAAAAAGUGUAAGACAGGACAUAACAAAAAGUGUAAGACACAGUAAUAGAUAAAUUGUCUUAUGAGAUCAAAAACAACCACAUAACAUUUUGCUUUACUUUGACAAUGCAGUUACAUUCAUAUAUUGAGUGUGUCGCAAAGAUAAUAAUUUAAAGAAUUUAAUAAGGACAUUUGCGUUGUGAACUACAUAAGAGAAAAAGACAUAUAACCAGGGGCGCCGUAUAGCUUUGUAAACACUAUACUGCAGUGGGGGUUGAAUAAUUUUGAACACAAUUGUAAAUACAAUGAAAUAUUAAGAAGAUGAUAUAACAGUGACAUUACCCAUAAUGACGGUUUUAAGCUUAAUUGAACAUUGCAUUUUUUUUUAUUCUUAAAUUUUUCUGUAAAGUCACUCUAAGUCUUACAUGUAAGCCUAUGAAUCGUCACCCUGCGAUAAAAAAUUUCCUACAAGGACCAUGAAGAUAUUGGGUGUGUACUAUGUAUAUAAUAACGGAGCCCCUAAAGGGACAUCGACAGAAAUGAAAUAAAUUUAAACCAUCUGGUGCGCCCCAGAUAGUAUGUGGUCCGCAACAGAAACAAUCUGGUUAACAUUUAGGCAUUAUAUAGCAUUUAAGCAAGCGGACUUUUGCUAUGCAAGUUAGCCAAUUGUUCUUUUGUUAUACUUAGAUCCUCAUUUAUUUAUUUUUCUAUAUCUUUUGAGGCUAAGCUAAGGCGUGCAUCUGUAUUAUCAUUUUUUGCAAGCCGAAACUGCUGGUGUCCGAUUCGCGCCUGAGCUUAGCCUCAAAAGAUAUACAACCCCUAGCAAAAAGUAUGGAAUCACCAGUCUCGGACGAGCACUCUAUUAGCACUUUAUUAUGCAGAACAAACUCAGGUAAAAAGUAGGACUGUUAAACGAUUAAAAUUUUUAAUCGAGUUAACCACAGCUUAAAAAUUAAUCGUAAUUAAACGCAAUUCAAACCAGCUCUAAAAUAUGCCAUAUUUUUCUCUAAAUUAUUGUUGGAAUGGAAAGAUAAGACAAAAGAUGGAUAUAUACAUUCAACAUACUGUACAUAAGUACUGUAUUUGUUUAUUAUAACAAUAAGUCCACAAGAUGGCAUUGAAAUUAUUAACAUUCUUUCUGUUAAAGGGUUCCACGGAUAGAAAGGCUUAGUAGUUCUUAAAAGAUAAAUGUGAGUACAAGUUAUAGUAAUUUUAUAUUAAAACCCCUCUUAAUGUUUUCGUUUUAAUAAAAUUUGUAAAAUUUUCAAUCAGAAAAUAAACUAAUAGCGCGCCAUUGUUGACGUCGCAGAGCGGGACGUCACAUGGGCUCCCUGCUUUUCUUCCACAGUGUCUUUAACUACCUAAAGUAGUGAUUAAAAUACACCACAAGGUGUCGCUGGCGAGUUUUAAAUGAAUUAGAGAUCUAGCCAAGGCAAAGUCUGAGUAAGUUUUAUGUGUAUUUUGCAGAGCUAUUUUGAUUGGGAAUGUCAGUUCUCUUUGCAUUGAGCGCUUUUCUUUUUGUGAACAUUAUUUUUUUUGAGCGAUAGAAAUAUUAUUUUUGUUGUGCUUUCACUAAAUGAUCAUG
This is a messenger RNA of Corythoichthys intestinalis (scribbled pipefish), 3597 nucleotides long. RefSeq names its product solute carrier family 2, facilitated glucose transporter member 11-like. The coding region runs from base 107 to 1627 and encodes 506 amino acids. Gene Ontology annotation, molecular function: hexose transmembrane transporter activity. The record is from RefSeq and is a predicted model, not a curated record. Gene Ontology annotation, cellular component: plasma membrane. Lineage: Eukaryota; Metazoa; Chordata; Actinopteri; Syngnathiformes; Syngnathidae. Gene Ontology annotation, biological process: monosaccharide transmembrane transport. The transcript is spliced from 12 exons.